AUGAAUUCUACAAUUACUGCAAAAUUUUACGAUGAGGAAUUCGUUCCGGGGACUACAAACAUUUUUAGUUCAGCCGACGACUCGUCUUUCGACUCGUCGUCGAGCGGCAGACCGGUGAAGAAGAAUAAGAAGGGGGUGAUUUUGUUGCCGCAGCCAUCAGACUCUCCCAACGACCCGUUGAACUGGUCGAGUCCGCGGAAAAUGUGGCAUUUCUUUAUCCUUUCGUUCAUCACUGGGCUCACGGCAGCGGUUUCCAAUGAUGCUGGGGCAGCGCAAGACUCAUUGAACGAGAUGUAUGGGAUUUCGUACGAUUCGAUGAACACGGGGGCCGGUGUAUUAUUCCUUUUCAUUGGAUGGUCGUGCAUUUUCUUUGCUCCUGCUUCGUCCUUAUACGGGAGACGUAUCACGUACUUGAUAUGUCUUCUUGCGGGUUGCUUGGGGUCUGUGUGGUUUGCGUUAUCGAGGAGGACUUCGGACACCAUCUGGUCGCAGGCAUUUGUGGGUAUGUCCGAAGCAUGCGCAGAGGCCCAAGUCCAACAGUCAUUAUCUGACAUUUUCUUUCAGCAUCAAUUGGGGUCUGUUUUGACGGUGUAUAUUUUGGCCACUUCGGUAGGUUCAUUCUUGGCUCCUUUGAUCGCUCAUUUGAUUUCACAAUCGCUCACAUUCAGAUGGGUUGGCUGGUGGGGUGCCAUAAUUUGUGGUGCUACAUUAAUCGUCUUAUAUUUCGGUUGUGAGGAAACGGUGUUUGACAGAUCGAAGUAUUUCCCCAUUUACCAAUCGUCUCGUUCGGUCGACCAUCAUAUUGAGGAGAACGAUAAACACGAAAAGAAUGAUGAAAAGGAAGCUGAAAAGGGACAUCAUAACGACGAGCCAUUGCAGGUUAGUCCAGAUGAAACCAAAGGAGUUUUCGCACCUAUUGAACACGAAUCACAAGCUUCAAAAGAACUGUUAUUACCAUAUCGUAAGAGAAUCGCAUUAAUUACACCAUCUCCUUAUUUGGAAGGCUUUGGGUUUAAACAAUAUUUACGAAGAUUUGUUAUUUAUUUCAAGGUAUUUACUCUUCCAGCUGUUUGGCUUUCAGGAUUAUUGUGGGGGUUACAAGAUGCGUACAUGACAUUUUUCUUGACGACUCAAGAUACUUUCUUUUAUGACGAUCCAUGGAAUUACACUGAGACUGGUGUAGCUGUUAUGAAUGUCGCAACUUUGAUUGGGGCUGUUAUCGGUUGUUAUAUGUCUGGUGUUCUUUCAGAUAAACACGUUUUAUGGAUGGCCAAGCGUAAUGAUGGUGUAUCAGAACCGGAAUUCAGAUUAUGGUUAUUAUUCAUUACCUUGUUGAUUUCUCCUGCCGGCUUAAUUAUGUUUGGGGUCGGGGCCGACAAAGUGUGGCCUCGUGAAGCUAUAUACGUCGGUUUAGGUUUUAUCGGUUUCGGUUGGGGUUCGAUUGGUGAUACCGCUAUGUCAUAUUUGAUGGAUUCAUAUCCUGAUAUUGUUAUUCAAGGUAUGGUUGGGGUUUCAAUUAUCAACAAUACUUUAGCCUGUGUUUUCACAUUUGUUUGCUCGUAUUGGUUAGAUGGUUCAGGUACCGCAAACACAUAUAUUGUAUUGGCCGUCAUCGAUUUUGUUUCUAUUGCCUUCAUCAUUCCAGCAUUAUAUUGGGGCAAGUCGUGGAGAAGAAGAACAAAGAGAAUUUAUAUCUCUUUGGUUGAAUUAACCCAAGGUAUGGGUUAG
This is a messenger RNA of Debaryomyces hansenii CBS767, 1728 nucleotides long. RefSeq lists its product as uncharacterized. Gene Ontology annotation, biological process: transmembrane transport. Bases 1 to 1728 code for a protein of 575 amino acids. NCBI's taxonomy places the organism in Eukaryota, Fungi, Ascomycota, Pichiomycetes, Serinales, Debaryomycetaceae. Gene Ontology annotation, cellular component: fungal-type vacuole. The record is from RefSeq and is a predicted model, not a curated record. Gene Ontology annotation, molecular function: transmembrane transporter activity. The transcript has a single exon.